AUGGCAUCUUUAUUUCAGAGCAAACCCUAUGGGCCUGAUUUGCUGGCGCUCGCCAAGCAACUUGGCGUCAAUCCGAAAGACCCGCGACUCAUGCUGCUGGUCGAAGAUAUGGCCAAACCCGAAUCGCUGCCGGCGCGAUGGUCAUCCAGGUUCGACUCCAAGAAAAAGAAGUGGCUAUACACGUUCCUACCCACGGGGGAGGUGAGCGCUCAGCACCCCUCCAUCGACUACUACCGUGGUGCACUGUUCAUGGACAUGGGGGGCUACCGGGUGCUGCUGAGGAACCUGGAGGCCAGGCCGCCCACGGAGGAGGAGAUCAAUCGCAUGAAUGAGUACUUUGCCAUUGGGCAAGAGGAGGAUCUGUACAUUCGGGAGGUAGGUCCGGGGGAGGGAGCGGGGGGAUGGAGUGGGCGGGAGGGAGCGGGGAAAGGGCUGCGGUGGGCAGGCUUAAGACAAAAAAGCUCCUCAGGGCUCGUAAAGCCCCAGGUGGGGCAGCUGGCGUGUGUGGCUCCGCUGCCCGAGGGCUUCGAGGAGAUGCCGGAUGAAACAGGCACCGGUGCAAUGUAUAAUCCUGGUCCGCUCACCCCCCGGGGCCCACACACACUUCCAUGUGUCCUCCGCCCGCUAUGGUUCGGUCUGACUAAUCCACGUUUCCGCAGCCGCAUGUUUUGCCCCAUACCCCGGCGCGCGGUGCAUCACCCCUCACCUCACCUCACCUCACCUCACCUCACCUCACCUCACCUCACCUCACCUCACCUCACCUCACCUCACCUCACCUCACCUCACCUCACCUCACCUCACCUCACCUCACCUCACCUCACCUCACCUCACCUCACCUCACCUCACCUCACCUCACCUCACCUCACCUCACCUCACCUCACCUCACCUCACCUCACCUCACCUCACCUCACCUCACCUCACCUCACCUCACCUCACCUCACCUCACCUCACCUCACCUCACCUCACCUCACCUCACCUCACCUCACCUCACCUCACCUCACCUCACCUCACCUGACCUCACCUCACCUCACCUCACCUCACCUCACCGCACCUCAUCUCACCUCACCUCACCUCACCUCACCUCACCUCACCUCACCUCAUCUCACCUCACCUCACCUCACCUCACCUCACCUCACCUCACCUCACCUCGCCCGGGACAAGGAGACAGACAUCGUGUUGGACGAACAUCCCCUGGACGCCUACUUCCGGGAGCUGAGGGACCGCAGGCGGCGGGAGCUGGCCAGGAGGCGGCUGGCAGCCCUUAAGGCCAUGCAGGCGCUGAAGGCCUUGCACAGCAACACGAAGAAGGAGGGAGCUGAGGGCGACAAGGACAAGGAAAAGGCCUACAGGGAUGCGGAUAUUGAGGAGGCGGGAGAGGAGCAACACGAAGACCCACGGGUCAAAGCGCUGGAGGUGGAUUGGCAGCUCUUGCAGAACGCCGCCAGCAAGGCGGCGGAGACGCUGGCUUCCGUACACACCAUCACCGCCAACCUGCCAACCACUCCCAGCGGCCUGGCGGCAGCGACGGCCGCCGCCGCUGCUGCCGGCAUGUCGAAGUGGCCCAGCAGGAGCACCUCCCAUACGAGCAUCAACGGUAACGCCGUAGGCCGGCGGCCCCUCACGCCAACUUCGCAGUCGCAGAUCUCCACCACGCCCCUCACGGGCCCCGAGUCGGGCGCUACGGCGUCUGCGGGGCAGCUGACGCGCGCCAAUACCGCCAACACCGCUAACACCUCCAUUUUGGCCAAUGUGGUGCUGCCGACGCCGCCGGGUAGCGCGGCAAGCGACAGCCGGCGGCCCAGCCGAAUACCUUCUGCACAUCGUAUGGCAACAUCAGGCAAGCGAGGAUGCAUGGACUGGGGAGGAACGCUCAUUUCAGAGACGCUGCCAGACGGCAACGGGCCUGGAGCCAGCGGCAGUCUGUUCCCCACGGCCAUGGGCGGCCCCCUCAUCGACGUGGAGCGCCUCCUCCAGCUGCACCGCGUCACGUCAGAGGCCCUGGGAGCUGCGACCACCGUCUCGGCGCUCCUUGCGCCUCCGAAGACACAGAUGGGAACCAGUGGACGGUCAAGCGCUUCCGUUAAUGGCGGCGACGCCGCCGGCGCCGCGGCCGCCGGUGAAGGAACGGCUAGCAAAGGGACCCAAGGAAAGGAGCAGCAACAGCAGAAGGGCUCAGACGACUCCCUGAACUCCCUGUUCGAGCCCGCGAUUUUAGACCUGGACGAUGCUGCCUUUGCCAUGGCAUCACAAGCCAUCCGCGCAGUACGGCAGACCCUGGACACCACCUGCCAGUACGUGGCCCUGUUGCCUCCUGAAACGGGCCAAGCACUGGCGUCCUUGCCAAAGCUCUGGCUAAGCAUCAUGCGCCAGGUCCCACCAAACUGGGCCGAGCGCAUGCGUCUGAGCGCAUGGCCCCAAAUCCUGACGUGGCUGCCAAACGACUGGGUGGAACGAGUGCAGCAACAUUUGAAGUCUCACACGGAGCUGUCUGAGGCUGCGCUGCCGGCUUCACUAAGGAAUCUUCCGCCAGGCAUCUUGCACGGAUUGGAAGCGAUGAUUAUAGCCGCCCGCCCGCGCAACGGCCAAGCCACUGGCGAGGGUGAUGCCGCCACUGUCUCUGGCGAAAGGAAGGACGGCGCCGGAACCGUGUCAGGUGCCGUGGCUAUGAGUCGCUCCUCGAGCCUCAGGAGGUCGGGUACGGUGGAGGGUUCCAGGGGACUGCAGCACCUAGGGCAGCAGCAGGAUGCGGCAGCAGCAGCAGCGGGCAGCAGGUUCAACAGUACCGAUGUGGAACGGCUACGACACCUCUUGGAGAGCAUCGCCAUUCCCUCAGUGAUGACGUCGUUGAUGGACCUGCCACCAGGCUUGCUGGAAAGGUUAAUGGAGCUCCCUACCAGGGCCUUGGAGCAGCUGGCGGCGCUCCCGCAGGACGUGGUGCAGGCCCUGCUCCACGCCAAAGUGGACGCGGAUUCUCUGGGAGCCGUGUUGGUGAGCCUGGCCGGGCUGCCGCCGGGCCUAGCUCGCAGCCGCUUGCUGGCCAACGGACCUCCUCAGUUACUCUGCAGGCUCGCCGAAAUUCCCGCUUUUGCCCUGGAAAAGCUGGCCAACGUUCCUGCUUCUGUCUUAUUAAGUUUCGCCAGGCUCUCCACCCCCAGCCUCGAAAAGCUUUCCGUGUUCCUCGCUUCCACACUGGAGAAGCUUGCCAAGCUUCCGGCUUCCAUCCUGGAAAGGCUCGUCGAACUACCAAGUCCUGCCCUGGAACGCCUAACCGAUCUGCCCACAUCCGCCCUGGAAAGGCUGGCCAGCCUUCCGGCCUCCGCCCUGGAAAGGCUCGCAAACGUUCCCGCUCCUGUGCUGAGGAGAGUGGCUGACGUCCCCGCCGCAGCCCUGGAAAAGCUCGCCGAACUGUCCCUGUCCAGCCUGGAAAAGGUUGCAGUACUCCCCACACCCAGCCUUGAAGAUCUCGCCAGAAUUCCCGCGUCUGACAUUGCAAGGCUCGUCGGGCUACCCAUUUCCAUCCUGCAGUGGCUCACUGGACUCCCCACGGCCACCUUGAAAAAGCUGAUUGUUGUACCCAUGAGCACGUUGGAACGCCUCGCUGGCAUUCCUGUCCCCGUCUUGGAUGUCCUCGCAAAACUGCCGCCUCCGACCAUCACAAAACUCACCGAACUCACCUCUUCCGCCUUGGAGAGGCUUGCCGAGCUGCCAACUGCUGCGCUAGAAAGGCUUGCCGAGCUGCCCGUUUCUGCGCUGGAAAAGCUUGCCAGUGUUCCUGCGCCUGCACUGAGGCGGCUUGCCGACGUAUCUGCUUCCGUCCUGGAAAAGCUUGCCGACGUUGCCCCGCCUGCCUUGGAAAGGCUAGUUAACGUCCCGCCUUCUGCCCUUGAAAAACUUGCCGAGGCGCCAGCUUCUACUUUAGAAAGACUGGCCGAAAUACCCGGACCCACCUUGAGGCGGGUUGGCGCCAUUUCUGUUUCCGCCCUAAGACGGCUAGCCGCCAUUCCGCCUUCCGCACUGGAGAAACUUGCCAACGCUCCGCCGUCCGCACUAGAAAGAAUCUCUGGUGUGCCAGCGCCUACCAUGGGGCGACUUGUCGAUGUGCCCCCUGGCGCGCUGGAGAGGCUUUUCGACUUGGACGAGGCGGCGCUCCUGGGCCUUGCCUCUUCCCACCUGGACCCCGCCAUCCUCAGCCAGGUACUUAGCCGCUUUCCGGCUCCUACGAUGAACCUCCUUUCCAACCUCUCCGACACAGCCAUUUUCCGUCUCAGCGAAAUUGCCAUUGGUGCUGAGGCGCCCGUGUUCUCUGCCCUUCUCGCGGCGCUCGAUCCGGCUGCAGUACGGAACCUGGCAGAGGCGCUGGGGUUGGCGGCGUCACCAGCUGCGGCGAUGGCUGCAGAAGUGAGGACGCCGAGGCAGCCCAGCACGCCAGAGGUUACUGCGGGCUAUGGCAGGCGUGGGCAGGGCGGGGCCGACGGGGACAGGAGCUACAGGUCCGGUGGUGGUGCCGGUGCCGGUGUCGGUGUCGGUGUCAGCCCUGAUCUUGCCUCUUAUGCUACAGCGUCAGCUGCCGCCACUGCCGAUGCCGCUUGUGCGGAUAGCGACGCGGAUGUGGAUGCUGAUGCCAUCACUCCAGGGAACCCCUGGGCGGGGGCCGCCGACGCCUCCGCCGCCAGCAAGGCCGCGUCUUCCUACGGGAAGGGCGCCGCCAACAGUCCGACCGCAUCUGUAAAAGCUAUCCUUUCCAUUUAUGGCAGCCACGGGGCCCCCAGCCGUGCUCCCCCUACUGCCGCUGGCGGCAGCGGCGCCGCCGCCUCGAAGAAGCAAAGUGCCACCACCAUUGUGGAACGGCUCGCGGCCGCCGCUGACCGGGCUGCCGCCGAGCGUGGCGGUGCAGCAGAUGCCCCCUCUGCGGACGGCAGGACGACGGGAUGGCAUUCUUCGCACGGUGGCAGCGGUGAUGAGUCAAGAACAUCAGCACGGCCUCGGAGCCCCAAACUGCAGACUCCAUCGAGAUUAGCGGGGGCGCUGGGUUACGUGCAGUACCUGAGGAUGCUCGAACCGGAGGCGGCGGCGGCAGCUCGCACACUGAGCUCUCUGUCGGGCAAUACCCUGGCCGCCCUGCUGUCCACACCGGCGCCGUUGCUGCAGUGGAUAUCGCGCAUGGACGACCAAACCGUAAAACAGCUCGCGGCGUGGCCGGACGACCUGUUGACGGUCCUACUCAGGAUCCACCCCGCCGAGCUGUGGAAAGCGGUGGAAGUGAUUAAAGAAGCGAUGGCAGUCUCACUUUUAAUGGAGCCCGCUGGAGGGCCUACACAACAGGAAGGCCGCAGACAGCGCGACUUCGAUUCCAGACCGGUGAACCCCGAGUUCAAGCGGCGCAACGACAUGAUGCGAGACAGGGAUCUCAAGGGCAUUCCCCCGACCCCACUCAUGGACUUCCCUGACGAGCUGCAGUACAAGUCGUACCGUGAAUCUGAUAUCAAGUUCCUCAAGCAGCGUAUUGUGCGAGUGGAGAUGCAGCGCAGCCAAAUGGGCGCCAAGCUGCUGCACUACUCGCGGAUCUACCACUCGCAGCUCAAGAACAUGAGCACGCAGCUCAUGACAGCGCAGCGCGAGGCACACGAGCUGCGUUUCGCGCUGGAGGUAUGCGCGGCUGUGUGA
Volvox carteri f. nagariensis is the source of this 5664-nucleotide messenger RNA. RefSeq lists its product as uncharacterized. Lineage: Eukaryota; Viridiplantae; Chlorophyta; Chlorophyceae; Chlamydomonadales; Volvocaceae. The transcript is spliced from 24 exons. Bases 1 to 5664 code for a protein of 1887 amino acids. The record is from RefSeq and is a predicted model, not a curated record.